AUGGAGGGACGCCCUCGGCUUGCUUGGAGCCCGAGGGUCGACGAGCGAUCGGUGGAGAGGGCCGUGAUCGCCCGUCGCGUUAGCCUCGACGGUGGUCUGCAGCGCGCUGACGCCUUUCAUGCGAAGCGACUCAACGGUGGCCCUCGGAUCAUCGCCCAUGCCGCCGUGCAGGAGGAGGACGGGCCUCCAGUUGCGACUGCCCGCAGCCCGCGAUCGAGCUCAAUCGCCGAGCUCUUCCGUCUUGCCGGGAGUGGGACUGUGGGAGGCUGGGAGCAACCGCCGCCGCCGCGGCCGCAACGGGUCUUCGUCGUCAACAGCACCACGCCGCCGCAUCUCGGCGCCUGUUGGGCUGCUGCCCCUCUUGUCCGCGCGGGACCUACGUGGCCCCUUUAUCCAUAUAACCACCGGUGUGCGGAGAAGAAGGACGCGCGCGGCGUCUACUGCAUCUUCGAGGGCGGGACGCCCGACGACCGCCUGGACUGGGGCCCCGGCAUGAUCUGCAGCGACGACACGCAGUACUCGGACGGGACGGGCCACCGCGACACGGGCGAGGGCUUCGCCGCGGCGCCCGACAUCGACCACCUCAACGAGCGCGUCCAGCGGGAGCUCUCCGCCUGGCUCAACUGGCUCAAGUCCGACGACGUCGGCUUCGACGGCUGGCGCCUCGACUUCGCCAAGGGCUACUCGCCGGCCGUCGCCAAGAUGUACGUGGAGAACACCCGGCCGAGCUUCGUCGUUGCCGAGAUAUGGAACUCCCUGAGCUACAGCGGUGACGGCAAGCCGUCGCCCAACCAGGACCAGUGCCGGCAGGAGCUGAUGAACUGGGUGCAGGCUGUUGGAGGGCCCGCGAUGGCGUUCGACUUCACUACCAAGGGGCUGCUGCAGGCGGGCGUGCAGGGGGAGCUGUGGCGGCUGCGCGACAGCUCCGGCAAGGCGGCUGGCAUGAUCGGGUGGAUGCCAGAGAAAGCCGUCACCUUCGUCGACAAUCAUGACACCGGGUCCACGCAGAAGCUGUGGCCGUUCCCGUCCGACAAGGUCAUGCAGGGCUACGCCUAUAUCCUCACCCAUCCAGGAGUCCCCUGCAUCUUCUACGACCACAUGUUCGACUGGAAUCUGAAGCAGGAGAUAUCCACGCUGUCUGCCAUCCGGGCGCGGAACGGCAUCCACGCCGGGAGCAAGCUGCGGAUCCUCGUCGCGGACGCCGACGCGUACGUGGCCGUCGUCGACGAGAAGGUCAUGGUGAAGAUCGGGACAAGGUACGACGUGAGCAACAUGAUCCCGUCGGAUAUCCACCCCGCGGCACACGGCAAGGACUACUGCGUCUGGGAGAAGGGGAGCCUCGGCGUCCCGGCUGGGCGGCGGCACCUUUAG
Molecule: messenger RNA, 1371 nt
Organism: Miscanthus lutarioriparius
Lineage: Eukaryota; Viridiplantae; Streptophyta; Magnoliopsida; Poales; Poaceae
Source: the annotation of a GenBank genome assembly